AUGGUGGAUCCGUGGGCCCAGCACAGACCAUUCAGCCUCCAGCUGCUGAUAUACCUCUGCCUUCUGCAUCAAGGGGCCUCAGGCCAGCCCUACUUGACUUCCAAAGAUGCCCCAGAGGAAGAGGCUGUGUCCAUCCAAGGAGUGCGGGGUGGCUCUGUAGAGCUGUCCUGUGGUUCUGGGCCUACCUCAUUGGUGGUCCUCUGGAGCUUUAUCCCCACAGAUUCUGUGGUUCCUCGGCCUGUGGCAAUCACUGAUGGAGUCUCUUGGAAGGUGGAGGCUGGGGCUUCCACUCUGGGGGUUGUGAGUCUGAAGAACAGCAGCUUGCUGGUAGAGGAGCUCCAGGAGGGUGCCCAGGGCCACUUCUUGUGCCAGGCUCUGCACACAUCUCCAGGCCAGCUUCAUACCACCUACACCUACCUCACACUGGCUGUGCUGGUGCCCGUGUACAAGCCACAGGUGCGGCUGAGUGACCCGUCCCCAGUAGAAGGCGUCUCCGUGGAGGCCAUGUGUGUUGUACGUGAGGGCACGGAACCGGUGACUUUUACCUGGUAUCAUGAGCCACCCCGAGGUCCUGGGGAGACACUGAUUGGGUUCACAGAGCCCCUGCUCUGGCUGGAUCCGGUCAACCGGUCACACCUGGGUUGGUAUGUGUGCAGCGCUCAGAAUGUCGUCAAUGCACUGAGCAGCGACAGAGUCUUCCUGGAUGUCAUGUAUGGUCCAGACAAGCCGGUGAUCACUGUGGAGCCCCUGGGAUUCACCGACGAGGGCUUUUGGGCCAGUGAGAGACAGGAGGUGACCCUGAGUUGCCUGGCUGCAUCCAACCCUCCAAGUCACUACGUGUGGCUCCAUGAUGAUACUCAGAUCCACACUGGGUCCAUCUACAUCAUCGCCAGUGCUGGCCGCACCCACACAGGCUUAUACACUUGCCUGGCCCAAAACAGGCACUUGGACACCCGCACCCAGACCACCAUCCGACUCACCAUCUACUAUCCCCCUGAGAGGCAGCCCUCCUGUACUGUGCUCCCCACCCCUGGGGCUGUGACUUUGCUCUGCACCUGGCCUGGGGGGCUUCCAGCUGCCCAGCUGCAGUGGGAAGGACCCCAGGGGACAGGCCCUACCGCCCCCAGCAAUGUCACCUGGAGUCAUGUAGCCACUGGGCUCCCCAACAACAGUGUCUUCACCUGCACUGGCCAACACCCAUCCCUGAGACAGCCAGCCCUCUGCAGGAUCACGCUCUGGGAACCACCCUGGAGCCCAACCUGUAGGACCACAGCUACAGUAGGCGACCAGUUCAUCAUGCUGAGCUGUGAGUGGCCUGGAGGUCACCCUGCUGCUGUUCUGAGCUGGCUCGAUGGGCAGCAGCAGCCCUUGGGCGGCAGCAGUGAUUCGCUGGCAGUCCACCUCCUGAAGGCUCAGGGAGGUCUGUCUGGUAAAGAGUUCACCUGCCGGGGCUCUCAUCCCCUCAGGAGCGCAGAUCUUCACUGCCAGAUCCGGCUGGAAGCCCCUCAGCUGGCAGUGGCUGAGUCCCAGGUGUCAGUGUUGGAGGGGCAAGAGGCCUGGCUGGAGUGCACUCUUCAGGGGGGCGUGCCCCCUGCCCAGCUCCUCUGGCUGGCACCUCGGCAACAGCAGGUGGAACAGAGCACUUCUGGAUACAUGCUCUACUCCACGAGUGCCCAACUGCACCUCCGAAUCCGAGACGCUGACCCAGCACACCACAGGGGCACCUACCAAUGUGUGGCCCACAAUGCUGUGGGCAACAGCAGCCAGGAUGUGCGGCUAGAGGUUCUGAGGUAUCCGGCUCCUCCCAAUGUUACCAUCAGCCACCUGAUGUACAGGCGGCACCGGAGAGAGGUGCAGCUGCAGUGGGCCAUUCAGGGCCCUGGGAACCUGACUGGCUUUCUGGUGCAGCGGAGGGCCAGUGUCCCCAGCCCAGGAACAGGGGCUUGGGAGACAGCAGCUAGAGACAUUGAGCCAGAGAGCAGGGACCGGCUUCUGGGAGGCUUGGACCCAGGGGUCCUUUAUGCCUUCCGAAUCCUGGCUCUGAAUCACCGAACCGCAGGACAUCCCUCCGAGGUGAAGACACCAGUGGACCCUCCCUUCAGUGCCUAUCCAGCAGUGUUGGGUGCAGCAGGCACGGGAAUGGUGGUGGCGACAGUGGCUUCUCUGUUGGUGUUCCAGUAUGCAGCGCGGCACCCUCAGACUUUCCCCUGUUUCGGGCAGCUGCUUAUUCCCCUGGAGCACAGGGACCAACAGAGGGGCUCAGAAGACCCAGAGACACACACAGGCAUAGAGACACCAGUUACCUCUUCAAGUUUGGAUCCUGGACAAGAAGCCACUGAUGCUCCAGUCAGUGUUACCAUCACAAUGACUGCAACACCAUGA
This is a messenger RNA of Dipodomys spectabilis (banner-tailed kangaroo rat), 2382 nucleotides long. RefSeq names its product V-set and immunoglobulin domain containing 10 like 2 (gene Vsig10l2). The record is from RefSeq and is a predicted model, not a curated record. The transcript is spliced from 12 exons. NCBI's taxonomy places the organism in Eukaryota, Metazoa, Chordata, Mammalia, Rodentia, Heteromyidae. The coding region runs from base 1 to 2382 and encodes 793 amino acids. Gene Ontology annotation, molecular function: protein binding.